CAAGUAGCAGUUCCUGAUACAUUUCCUCUUUCUCCCCAUUUGUGCUUCUGCUCUGGCAGAAGAAAUGAUGAAGAACCCAGAGGGGAAUUUCCCAGUGUCAGGGGUGCAGCUGUGGAAGGGUACACGUGCCAGUUCUUCUUCCCUUCCAUUACUUUUAACCAUGGGUGGUUAAAAUGGUCUGUAACAAUGGAAGAAGAGGUCCGUCAUCGAGAAGCCUGAAUUGUGAUACCAGGAAAGCCCUUUGAGACACUGACAAUAAGAGCCUGAGAUACAGGAGACAGCAAACAUGCUGAAGCCAAGUGGACUUAAAAUCCCAGGCAGAGCUGGGAAGCACUCCAGCCCAGUGGGACGGGCAUCAGGGACCACUACAGCUGCUGUCACCACUGGCUCAAAAGAAGGCUCACCUUUACACAAGCAGGGUACCACCUCCACCACCAGCGCCGAGAAGUCGGGUUCAAAGGUUGCCGAGGUGGGCGAUGAUUUCCUGGGAGACUUUGUGGUGGGCGAACGCGUCUGGGUAAAUGGAGUGAAGCCAGGUGUGAUCCAGUAUCUUGGGGAGACACAAUUUGCUCCGGGCCAGUGGGCAGGGGUUGUUCUGGAUGACCCAGUGGGUAAGAAUGACGGCUCUGUCGGUGGAGUGCGGUACUUUGAAUGCCAGCCGCUGCAGGGGAUCUUUACGCGACCGUCCAAGCUGACGCGGCAGCCGGUGGCCGAGGGCUCGGGGAGCGACGGCCCCUCCGUGGACUCCUUGACGGCUCAGAACUUGUCGCUGCACUCGGGGACAGCUACGCCACCUCUCUCCAGUCGUGUCAUCCCCCUGCGGGAGAGCGUCCUCAACAGCGCCAUGAAGACGGGCAAUGAGUCUGGAUCUAACCUCUCGGACAGUGGGUCUGUGAAAAAAGGGGAGAAGGACUUACGGCUUGGAGAUCGCGUGCUGGUUGGUGGGACGAAGACAGGAGUUGUGCGCUAUGUGGGAGAGACAGACUUUGCCAAAGGAGAGUGGUGUGGAGUGGAGCUGGAUGAACCCCUGGGCAAGAACGACGGAGCAGUUGCUGGUACAAGGUAUUUUCAGUGUCCUCCCAAGUUUGGCCUCUUUGCUCCCAUCCACAAGGUGAUCCGGAUCGGUUUCCCAUCAACCAGCCCUGCCAAGGCAAAGAAGAGCAAACGAAUGGCCAUGGGAGUGUCUGCCUUAACCCACAGCCCCAGCAGCUCCUCCAUCAGCUCUGUCAGCUCCGUGGCAUCAUCUGUUGGUGGUAGGCCCAGCCGCAGCGGGCUGCUGACAGAGACCUCUUCUCGAUACGCCCGAAAAAUCUCUGGCACCACAGCUCUCCAGGAGGCACUGAAGGAGAAGCAGCAGCACAUUGAACAGCUACUGGCAGAGCGUGACCUGGAGCGGGCUGAGGUUGCCAAAGCCACCAGCCACAUCUGUGAGGUGGAGAAGGAGAUUGCCAUCAUGAAGGCCCAACACGAGCAGUACGUCACGGAGGCAGAAGGAAACCUCCAGCGAGCACGAACUCUGGUGGAUGUGAUGCAGAAGGAGAAGAUUGAACUGUUGAACCAGCUGGAAGAGGAGAAGAGGAAAGUGGAGGACUUGCAGUUCCGUGUGGAGGAAGAAUCCAUUACAAAGGGGGAUCUGGAGACUCAGACGCAGUUGGAGCAUGCCCGAAUACGGGAGCUCGAGCAGAGCCUGCUGUUUGAGAAGGCACAGGCUGAGAAACUCCUCAGAGAAUUAGAGGACACCAGGUUAACCACGGUGGCAGAGAAGUCCAGGAUCCUGCAGCUGGAGGAGGAGCUGAGCCUCAGGCGCAGCGAGGUGGAUGAGCUUCGGCAGUGCCUCAGGAGCUCUCACCAAGCAGACACCCCAGAGCAUAACCUUGGCUUGCAGUCAGAGGCUCUUCGUCUACGAGAUCAACUGCUGUCUGCCAACAAGGAGCAUCAGAAGGAGAGCAGCCAGCUAAAGGAGAAGUAUGAGAAGACGUUAAAGAAGUACCAGCAGGAGAUGGAGAAACUGAAAUCUGUCAAUGAGAAGUACUCACAGGAAAUCGUUGACCUAAAGCAUAAAGUUCAGCAAGCCACUAAUGAGAACAUGGGACUUAUGGACAACUGGAAGUCCAAGUUGGACACGUUAGCUUCAGACCACCAGAAGUCUCUGGAGGACCUGAAAGCCACACUGAACACAGGCCCUGACACCCAGCACAAGGAGAUUGUGGAACUGAAGGCAGUGGUGGAGAGUAUAAAGAUGGAGCACCAGCUUGAGUUGGAGAACCUUAAAGCAAAGCAUGACAUUGAGACAGCUGUUCAUAUAAAGGAGAAAGAGAGUCUCAAACUGAAGUUGCAAGAGGCUGUGGAUGAAGUGGAAAAAAGCAACAGCAACUGGAAAAUGCAACUGGAAACAAAAAGCAAUCAGCACCUUCUUGAACUCCAGGAUGUGAAGGACAAGUGUCGAGAUGCUGAGCUGAGGGUGCUUGAACUGGAGAAACUUCAUGGUGAAUAUACGGAUCAGACAGAAGCAAUAGCUUUCUUAAAAGAGCAGAUUUCUUUGGCUGAGAAGAAGAUGUUGGACUAUGAAACAUUACAGAAAACAGAAGCCCAGAGCAAACAGGAGAUCCACAGAUUGCAGGAAAAAGUGCUUGUUUUAGAGAACAAGCUGCAGUCCAUGGAGGCCCUGCAUCCUUCUCAGCAUGCAAAUAUGAUUGAAACUAAUGAUAUUUCAGAAGAAAAGAUAAAGAUGAAGCAGACUAUGGAAGACCUCCAAGACAAGCUGAGCAAAAGAGACAAAGAGGUGUCAUCACUGGUGUCCCAGACUGAAACUCUAAGGGCCCAAGUAAGUGCUUUGGAAAACAAAUGCAAAACAGCAGAAAAGAAGACUGAUACAGUGUUAAAAGAAAAGAAACGUCUGGAAAGUGAACUGGAAGCCUUGACCAAGAAAACACAUGAUGCUUCAGGGCAACUAGUCCUCAUUAGCCAGGAGCUACUCAAGAAGGAAAGGAGCCUGAACGAGCUGAGAGCACUGUUGCUGGAGGCAAACCGGCACUCACCUGGGCCAGAACGGGACCUGAGCCGGGAAGUGCACAAAGCUGAGUGGCGGCUGAAGGAGCAGAAGCUCAAAGAUGACAUCAAGGGGCUGCGAGAGAAACUGGUUGUGCUGGACAAGGAAAAAUCGGUGUCAGAUCAGCGGCGAUACUCCCUGAUCGACCCCUCUUCAGAGUCAGAGGUGAUCCGGCUGCAGCACCGGCUGGUCAGCACGGAGGAUGUGCUGCGCAACGCGCUGGAGCAGGGCCACCAGAUGGAGAAACUCAUGGAAGCAAUGAGGCUUUCUUCUGAGAAAACACAGACUGGAAAUUCUGGGUCUGCUAACGGGAUUCACCAGCAGGAUAAAGCCCACAAACAAGAGGAGAAGCUCUGAUAGAGAAGAGGUGAAGAGGAUCAUUUCAUGCCAAUAUCAGCUCCUGUGCACUGUCAGGAAAAAUGGUACCACAUUUGGCUUUAGCACCUCCAAAAGACCAGACACAGUAUUUUCACUUUAAAGCAGGACAGUGUUUAUAAUACACUAACUGAUGUAGUCAGGACAAUCCUGCAGUCCAGUUUUCCAAGACAGCCAUUGUUCCAGGGGGGAGCAGAAAGGUUUCUCUACAUUUGGUUUCUUACUUGUAUUGGUUUUGACUAUGGAAUUUGUAUUGCUGUUGUCCCACCAGCUGACCUGGUCUGGAUGAUGGCUGCCCCAAAUGGUGGCUGAAGUGUCAGCAAGUCCCAGUAUCCCACAAGAACUCCAAAAGGAUUUGCUUGUGGUGUUUGAUGCUUCUCACAUGGUCUGUCCCUUCCCUUCCACACAUCCCGCUGUCUUGAAGACCUGCACAAGCAAGUGAAACCUGCUGGGCUGACUGUUCAUGCUGGCACGUGUAGGCUGAGCAAGAUGGGGUGUGUGGAUGUGUUUCCCUUCAACUUGUAGAAGACAUCAAUGUUCUGGAGGCUGCACUUAGUACUUGUAUCAUAGCAUGUCCUGGGAAAUAAUCUGAUUUCAGGGGGAUAUUUGUUUUGUUUCUCACCCAGUGCUGUUUGGGGACAGGCAACCCCAGCUGUGGUUGGCAUUUCUUCCUGCAGAGAUCUCUGAGCAGGCCUGCCCAUGCCCUGCCCCACAGCGAGGCUGACCAGCCUGAUCCCCAUCACUUGUAUGUGUUUUAUUGGGCCUUCUUAGAGCACAGGACUCCACAGCUGCAUCUCAUCACUGGCCUGAGAGCUCCAUGCUGGCUGCAGUCAGUGUGGGACACAUGCCCUGUGGAGAUGGUUCCUUCCUUGCCCGUUUAAUUUAGCAGCUAAUCAGGGAUCGCCUGGCCUUUCUCUGGAGCUAUCCUUGGCUCUGCAUUAUGAUGUUCCAGUAUGAUGCCCAUCCCCUUCUGCCAGGAAUACAGAACGCUGAGGUGCUGCUCUGAGCAUUCAUGCAGCAGCAGCUGUCUGUAUUGGAUGGGUACAGCAUUCCACUGUGUAUGACCUGAGUAUGAGUAUUUGGAGCAGAAGGAAUACAAGACUAGAGCUCACACAGCUCUUGUCUGUACAUAGCAGUGCAGGCUCAGGUAAGGAUCUCGUUCCUUCUUCUGAAGGCUUUACCCUUCUCUGACUUUGACCACAGCUCCCAAGGGACACUAGGGUGGAGGAAAGGGACAGUAUGCUUUUAAAGGUGUGAGACUCCAGAUUCACUGCUAAGUACCACAGGGAAGAAUCACAGCAAUAUUUCACCAGGCUUUCUCUAGUUAGUGCCUGACUCCCUCAGUCUUCAGAAGCUCUUUUGUUGUGAUGGGUUAUCUGUGAAACAGGACAAGACAGAAGAGAGCACUGAGAGAGGAGAUCUGAGCGUGACCGCAGGCAGAUGAACAUCACAUCAUGUCAGCUUCAUUGCUUUUGCCUUCAUUUCCUGUAAGGUUGUGCUACUUUGUCUUCAUGGGUUGCUAGACUCCGGCUUCCUUGAAGGAUGAGCAGCCAGAAGCAACCUGGGAAAGACAUGGGCUUCAUGACUGCAGUUCUACCACAAGGAGGAUGUUGCUGAAUCUGGGCUAUGACACAGCACUGGACCCUGCUCACUUGAUGCAGGAUUGGUGAUCUCCCUCCAUGCAGAGGGAGGAUGAGAGAGGAAGGUGACUUCAGGGGUGUAAAGCAGGACAGAAAGCGCAGCUUAAAUCUUGUGCAUGGCAGGGGGAGGCAGAACUGCCUUGCAGAACUGCUUCAUCAGUUUUACUAAUCACCAGGAAGAUUGCCUAGCUCUGAGACUUCCCAAGGGGAUCACAGGGGUUAUCUCCAAAAUCUUCCUGGUCCAUGUACUCCUCAUCUCUUAAGCAAUUCAGGAAAAUCGCAGAGGGAGUGUUCACUGUUGCAGCCUGUGACAGUGAAUACCUCUCUGGGAGCUGCUGGCUGUAAGAAUUGUGGGCUAGUGUUUCCCAAAGCGCUGCUUUGCUUGGUCUCUGGUGUCUGCAGCUCUCUCUGGAUUGAGUGGAGCUGAAGGAAUCCUGCCCAUCUCCGAGCCCAGGGCUUCCCAGGCACCUGCCAGUGGGAGAGCCCAUUCUGCUUGGGAGCUUACUUUCCCUGGUAGGUCUUUUAGUGAUUUGUGACCAGUUGCCUUCAUCUAUAGAGGGGAGAUACCUGCAUUUUCCACCUCCCUCAAUGAACCUUUGACUCUGCACAAGGCAGGAUCCCCGGGGAGGACUUAUGGGGACCAUGUAUUUAGUUCCAUUAAUCAGAUCUGAAGUUGUCAGGUAACUUUCAAGCUGGAGGAGUCUCUGGCUCCUGUCUCCUCCCAGGGACCAUCUCCUGUGAGUGGCUCAGACCUGUGGAUCUUCCCAGUCAGUUCAGGUGACAAUGUAGACUGGCAGCAGAUGGGGCAGGGAUGGUUUAAAGAUAGUGCAGAUGGUCUUCUCUGGCUGUAAGUAGCUGUGCUGGUCCCUGAGGAUCAGCCAGGAGCCAAGCACUUGCUUACUGCAGAGGCUGUUUGUGGGCCUUGCAUUGCGAGGCCACACCGAAAUGGGCAGUGGGGCAAAGCCAGGGCCUCUGUAUUCCACCCUGCUUUGGGGAGCUGCUCCCCAAACAGAACUGACUGCAGCAUGAGCAGGACAUGCUAUCACACAUCAUCUGGGUUUUAGCUCAACCCUGUAUAAAGUGGCCAGGUUUGAACAUUAUCCAUGUUCUCCCUCUCCAGAAUUGGCACAGGCCUCCCAAGGGCACCUGCCUCUGGCUGCCCUUCUGAGCUUGUAAGAGACCAAACUAGGGACAAACUUGGGAAGGACAAGGAGGAGAUUCCCCGGCCCCUCUAUUUAUUUGUAAGUUUAAGUGCUAUUUUUGCCUAUGUGGUGGUGUAUAAAGUACUUCACAGUAUUUGGUCUUACUGGCUUGGUUCUUCAGGGGAGAUUUUCAAGGGUGUUGGAGCACUGAUGCACCCAACUCCUGUUGCUGGUCAGGAGCUGGUUCCUGUUUGUGCCUUCACUUCCCUUUGGCUUCAGCCUUGCUUUUAUCUUGACCCCCAAGAGCUGGUACAGGGGCCUGGGGGGUGGUUGUGUUCUCCUCUCCCAGCCUGUGCAUGCUGUGCUGGUGCUGCAUCUGGAGCCGAGUCCUGACAUCAUGCCCCAGAGCACCAGCACAGGGUGGGGAGGAGGAGGCAGCGCAUCUUUGGAGUCAUCAGCACCAAGGGAAGGGCUGGCACCCGCUGGGACACCAGCCAUCACCCAGCUGCGGUACCCAACAGUUAGUGAUGCUUUUCUGCUGAAAGCUGAGACAUUAUCCAGUGAACAAAGUCUUUGCUAUGGAGACUGCUCCAUCUUUAGUGGUUUUUUUCUCUAACCCUCUAGACCAAAGGGAAAAGAAUCAGUCUUGGCUGGUGAUUUCAGCUUUAUCCCUCUAUCCCUCCAGUGCUGGAGCAAGGGGCAGCACUGAGGCAGUGCUGAACGAUGGGUGCAAAGCUACCAGCCAAGGCUCUGCAGCUCUUGCGUACUCCCAGCCACAAGCCCUUCCUCUGGCUUGCACUAGAGAUGCAUGAGGGUUUCAUUCAAACAAAAUGAUGCAAAUGACACUGUAAAAGUCUUAACAAAAAAUCCAGUACUCCGUUGUUCGGCAGCUUUAGCAGCUCAGCACUAUCUUGUAGGGAGUUAUUAAUACACUAAGAUCCUAUAGGCCUCAUGUAAGUUACCAUAAUAAAGAUGAUACUAGAUGUAUAAAUGGAUGAUAACCUUUUACCCGUACAGUAUGUAUUACAGUUUUGUAGUUUAGUCAUUUUUUGGCUAUCAGAUUUUGUUAGUAUGAUAUAAAACCAAAAGACAAAAAAAAAGGUUUGACUGCUAAUGUCUAUUUUGUUAUUUGAUUCACUUUAUUUCUUCUUCUGUACAAAAGCUGUACAAACCUCAGUGUGUGUAACUACCCCACACGUGUAUUCAUGUACCACCCCCUGUCCUGGCUUGCUGGUGUGGUGAGCUCCUUACUAACCAAUAAACUCUGUGGCUGCAGUCGGGCA
Messenger RNA from Pezoporus flaviventris, 7489 nucleotides. It is a transcript of the gene CLIP2, whose product is annotated as CAP-Gly domain containing linker protein 2. The transcript has 17 exons. Bases 287 to 3406 code for a protein of 1039 amino acids. The record is from RefSeq and is a predicted model, not a curated record. Gene Ontology annotation, biological process: cytoplasmic microtubule organization. Gene Ontology annotation, molecular function: microtubule plus-end binding. Gene Ontology annotation, cellular component: cytoplasm; nucleus; microtubule plus-end. NCBI's taxonomy places the organism in Eukaryota, Metazoa, Chordata, Aves, Psittaciformes, Psittacidae.